AUGGAGGCUGUGGACGUUAAGGAGAGGAUCGUUGUAGGAUUUUUGGGAGUAGAUGAGGGUUUAACUCUACCCGACCGAGAACUAGUGGAAGAAGUUGUCAAAACUAUUCUGAGCAAGUUGAGACAUGAUUUUCAGCUUGAUGUUCCUAAGCACUUAGUUGGAGUUGACGAUCAUGUCAACAAAAUUAGGAAUUGGGUAGUCACUCCAGCUAGUCAUGCUCGGAUGAUUGGAAUAUAUGGCAUGGGCGGGAUCGGAAAAACGACUCUUGCCAAGGUCAUCUACAAUGAGCUGUCGAAUGACUUCGAGUAUCGGAGCUUCCUUCCGGAUAUACGAGAAACGGCUCACCGCAACGGUAUUCCUCAUAUACAGAAUCUACUAAUUAAGGAAAUACAACCAAUUGAACAUCAAGUUAGUAAAGUUGAUGACGGAAUUAGUUUGAUCAAGUCUAAAUUUAAAGGAAAAAAAGUUCUCAUUCUUCUAGAUGAUGUUGAUAACCAAGAUCAACUAAAUGCUUUGGCUAGAGAAUGCGAUUGGUUUAUGAUAGGAAAUAUCAUCAUUGUUACAACGAGGUAUGAAGCUGUUCUUGAUCGGUCUGAAUUCCAGGUAGACUACAAGUAUGAAUUGAACGAAUUAGACGAGGAGCAUUCUUUGCUUUUGUUUAAUAGACAUGCAUUUCGCAUGGGCCAUUGUUCAAGGCAAUUUGAAGGUAUCUCUCACAACAUCUUAUCUACCAUGGGUGGGCUUCCCCUAGCUAUCAAGGUCAUAGGUUCAUACUUAUAUGGAAAAACAAAUGAGAAAGUAUGGCAAGAUACGCUAAAGAAAUUGAGAAGUGAACCGCAUCGAGAUGUCCAAAAGACAUUGAUGAUAAGUUUUGAUGCAUUGGAACCUGGACAUAAGGAGAUUUUUCUCGAUAUUGCUUGCUUCUUUAUUAACGAAAACAGCAAAUUCGCCAUUUACAUGUGGGAGGACUAUGAGUUUUAUCCAAAUCAAGGAAUUGAAGAGUUGAAGCUGAGGUGCUUAGUAGAAAUUAGAGAUCAUGGUGAGUUUAGGAUGCAUGAAGAGAUCUUGGAAGGAGCAUUUUUUGCCAAGGACAACCAAGAGCUAAGAGAUAUCUAA
Rhodamnia argentea is the source of this 1116-nucleotide messenger RNA. Its product is annotated as disease resistance protein RUN1-like. Gene Ontology annotation, biological process: defense response. The record is from RefSeq and is a predicted model, not a curated record. NCBI's taxonomy places the organism in Eukaryota, Viridiplantae, Streptophyta, Magnoliopsida, Myrtales, Myrtaceae. Bases 1 to 1116 code for a protein of 371 amino acids. The transcript is spliced from 2 exons. Gene Ontology annotation, molecular function: ADP binding.